AUGGCUACUUCUGAGGCAACAGCGAUAUCUCUCCCUGUAACAGCUCGCCCUUCCCUCCACGCCACCGGCGACGAGGGUAACAUCCGAUACCUCGCCCGCAGCACCACCAGACGCAUCAAUCGAUCGUCAAAACCUAGGCACGUUAGAAGCCAAGUCUUUGGAGUAGCUGAUGAGCUUAAUAGAUACAAUAUCCAUGUGGCGUGUGUUCAGGAGAUUGGGUGGAAGGGUUUUCAUUCGACUAGAGUAAAAGGGUAUAAGCUGUGGUACGCAAGUUUGGAUGACAGACAUAGUGGGGUUGGGAUCCUCGUAUCCAACAUGAUCCUAAAACAAGUGGUUAAGGUGAAGAGGUGCAAUAAAAGGAUUAUGCUAGUUAGAAUAGUACUGGAAGACGAGAAAGUCUUCUUAGGAGGAGACUUCAAUGGGAAUAUAGGCAAGAAAGUGGAUAGCUAUGAGUCAGUCUAUGAUAGCUUUGGUUUAGGGGCUAGAAACAAGAGUGGAGAACAUCUACUUCAAUUUUCCCUAGCCCGAGAUUUGGUGAUUGCAAACUCUAUCUUUAGGAAGAAAGAGGAACACUUGAUUACAUUCAAAAGUGGAGGGCACGCGACGCAAAUUGAUUAUGCCGUAGUAUGUAAAGGAGAUAAGGCCUUGUGUCGGGAUUGUACGGUGGUUCUAGGCACGAAGAUGCCAACUCAACAUCGGUUACUAAUGCUAGUUUUUAAAAUGAGGAAGGAAAUUGUCGAGAAAACGAUUGAGGGCAGACGUGUGAUUAUGUGA
Amaranthus tricolor (Joseph's coat) is the source of this 774-nucleotide messenger RNA. RefSeq lists its product as uncharacterized. The coding region runs from base 1 to 774 and encodes 257 amino acids. Gene Ontology annotation, cellular component: nucleus. The transcript has 3 exons. Gene Ontology annotation, biological process: chromatin remodeling. NCBI's taxonomy places the organism in Eukaryota, Viridiplantae, Streptophyta, Magnoliopsida, Caryophyllales, Amaranthaceae. The record is from RefSeq and is a predicted model, not a curated record.